GCAGUGGCGCUGCGGGACUCAGACGGAGACAAGAUGGCGGCGUUGCGCGCGAUCCGGGGGAUGGUGAACGGGGCCGUGUCCGAGCUGUCCGGGGGCAACAGCGGCGCGGCCGCCGCGCGGGAGCAGGCGGCGGCGGCCAACCGGGACUUCAUCUCCCAGCCCCGACUGACAUAUAAAACUGUAUCAGGAGUUAAUGGUCCACUGGUAAUCUUGGAUCAAGUUAAGUUUCCUAGGUAUGCAGAGAUUGUCCACUUGACACUUCCUGAUGGCACAAAGAGAAGUGGGCAGGUUUUAGAAGUCAGCGGCUCUAAAGCUGUAGUUCAGGUAUUUGAGGGAACUUCGGGUAUUGACGCUAAGAAAACAUCUUGUGAAUUUACAGGGGAUAUUCUCCGAACCCCAGUAUCUGAGGAUAUGCUUGGUCGUGUAUUUAAUGGAUCAGGAAAACCUAUUGACAGAGGUCCCAUUGUCUUGGCUGAAGAUUACCUGGAUAUUAUGGGUCAACCAAUCAAUCCUCAGUGUCGAAUCUACCCAGAAGAGAUGAUUCAAACUGGCAUUUCUGCAAUAGAUGGCAUGAACAGCAUUGCCAGAGGACAGAAAAUUCCCAUAUUCUCUGCUGCUGGUUUGCCCCAUAAUGAGAUUGCGGCUCAGAUAUGUCGCCAGGCUGGUUUAGUGAAGAAAUCCAAAGAUGUGAUGGACUACAGUGAAGAGAACUUCGCCAUUGUGUUUGCUGCUAUGGGUGUGAACAUGGAAACAGCUCGAUUCUUCAAAACCGACUUUGAGGAAAAUGGCUCUAUGGACAACGUGUGUCUGUUCUUGAACUUGGCCAAUGACCCAACCAUUGAGCGUAUUAUCACCCCUCGACUUGCUCUAACCACUGCUGAGUUCUUGGCCUAUCAGUGUGAGAAGCAUGUUCUGGUCAUUCUGACGGAUAUGAGCUCCUAUGCUGAAGCUCUACGAGAGGUUUCAGCAGCUAGAGAGGAAGUGCCUGGCCGACGUGGCUUCCCUGGUUACAUGUACACCGACUUGGCCACUAUAUAUGAGCGAGCUGGGCGCGUGGAAGGCAGGAAUGGCUCCAUUACUCAGAUUCCUAUUCUUACUAUGCCCAAUGAUGAUAUUACUCAUCCCAUCCCUGACUUGACUGGAUAUAUUACCGAGGGGCAGAUCUACGUGGAUAGGCAGCUGCACAACAGACAGAUUUACCCACCUAUUAACGUGUUACCCUCCUUGUCUCGACUGAUGAAGUCUGCUAUUGGAGAGGGUAUGACCAGGAAGGACCAUUCAGAUGUGUCCAACCAGCUGUAUGCCUGCUAUGCUAUUGGAAAGGAUGUGCAAGCUAUGAAGGCUGUAGUUGGUGAGGAAGCGCUUAGCUCAGAUGAUCUUCUUUAUCUGGAGUUUCUGCAGAAGUUUGAAAGAAAUUUCAUAGCUCAGGGUCCUUAUGAAAACCGCACUGUUUACGAGACCCUGGACAUUGGCUGGCAGCUUCUGCGAAUCUUCCCCAAAGAGAUGCUAAAGAGAAUUCCUCAGAGCACCCUGGCAGAGUUCUAUCCUCGAGACUCCACUGCGAAGCACUAGCCACAGCUUCAUCUGUAGCUCUGUAUUCUGUGAAAGGCUGUUUGUUUUCCUUUUUCAUGUGUUGGUGUUUACUGGUCACUCCUGUAAUUAAAACCAAGAUGAAGUGA
Messenger RNA from Gopherus flavomarginatus (Mexican gopher tortoise), 1679 nucleotides. RefSeq names its product ATPase H+ transporting V1 subunit B2 (gene ATP6V1B2). Bases 34 to 1572 code for a protein of 512 amino acids. NCBI's taxonomy places the organism in Eukaryota, Metazoa, Chordata, Testudines, Testudinidae. The record is from RefSeq and is a predicted model, not a curated record. Gene Ontology annotation, molecular function: proton-transporting ATPase activity, rotational mechanism; ATP binding. The transcript is spliced from 14 exons. Gene Ontology annotation, biological process: proton transmembrane transport; ATP metabolic process. Gene Ontology annotation, cellular component: proton-transporting V-type ATPase, V1 domain.